This is a messenger RNA of Mesocricetus auratus (golden hamster), 1735 nucleotides long. RefSeq names its product pyroglutamylated RFamide peptide (gene Qrfp). Gene Ontology annotation, molecular function: orexigenic neuropeptide QRFP receptor binding. The record is from RefSeq and is a predicted model, not a curated record. The coding region runs from base 516 to 914 and encodes 132 amino acids. NCBI's taxonomy places the organism in Eukaryota, Metazoa, Chordata, Mammalia, Rodentia, Cricetidae. The transcript has 2 exons.
GGACUCUGCAGGAGAGAAGCCAUGGUGUGUAGUGAGGGGUGUCAGUGUCAACCACCGCCUCCUCACGACAGGCACCAGUGCAAAGUGUGAGCGUUGAGGACCCCACUGCCCGCCCUAUGCCUUGGCCAGGGUCCACACCAGGCCACCAUGACAGCCACUGGGGAGGUGGGUGUGUGCUCACACUCAGUUGGGGUUCAGUAGGGAAAGCCAUGUGGCUUCAUAUCAGGGUGGGUAGCCACGUCCAGACAACAGGUGCAGCCCAGCCAUGGGGCUGGAUGGUGACGGACAGUGCGCCACCCGUGGGACAGACUGCCAGUGGUGCUGUAGCUGGACAGGGGCCUGCUGAGUUCUGGGUUCUGUCCCAGCACCCCUCUGAAGCAAGAAUUCCUGCACAGUUUCUCCUCUCCUAAGGCUCCAGAGAGGCUGCCUCACACACCAGAACUCCUCGCCUUCCCACAGAAGGGACCGGAUACCUGUGACCCUCCAGCCCCCGCAGCAGUGAGGAAGCUGCCUCUAUGAGGGGCCUCCUCUCUUUGCCUUACCUCCUUCUCCUGCCACUGAGCACCUGCUUUCCCCUGCCGGACCGAAGGGGACCCACAGACGUUGGUGACAUCGGAGCCAGGAUGAGCUGGGCCCACCUGGUUGAGGGACGCAGACCACACUCGGUUGGAGGCCCCUUCCUGUGGCCCAGAGCACCACAGCCGCAGGCCCUGCUUGUGGUGGCCAAGGAACUGCAGGCCUCACGCAGGGAACACACGGGCUUCCGCCUGGGGAGGCAGGAUAGCAGCGGCCAGGCUGCAGGGUUCCUGCCCACUGACUCGGAGAAGGCCAGCAGCCCCCUGGGGACCCUGGCGGAGGAGCUCAGCAGCUACAGCAGGAGGAAAGGAGGCUUCAGCUUUCGCUUUGGUCGGUGAGGGCCUUUGUGGACUCCGCCCGUCUUUCCACCGUUGCCCCCAACCGACGCCCCGCCCCCCAAGGACCCACACUUGGAGAGGGCAAAGGCCUAUCAUACUGAAUUAGCGGUAGAUAGCUGUGCGCUCAACUUUUCGUCUCCAACUUUGCUAAGCUGAAAAACUUGGGUGGUGUUUAAAAAACGAAAUCACCGCCCUCCUUCCCCACCCCCAAAACCGUACACAAGAGCAAAUGUGUCUUGGUUAGCAAGACUGAGUGUCCUUGUCCUACCCCACGACUCAGGCUGCUGUCUGUCUCAGCCGCCCCCUCCCCCAGUGGUCUGACCGCAGCAGCCCCCAGCCCCCAGAGGCAGUGAACGCAGUGGACCCCUGGCUCUGUCGACAGCUCAUUUGAUGGCAGGUGGGCCGCGAGAUUACAGCGGGAAAUCAAAGUCCUGACGGUCCCCACAGGGACGCUGGUAACUGACAUCUGAAGUGCCACUGUGACAGAGCACACUCCGCUGUGCAUAGAAUGCGAGUUACGAACGAAGGGAAAAACAACCACCCAAACAGAGCCAAGACAGUGAGCGCGCUCUCCGCCCCAUUAGCACAAGAUGCCUCUGGCAAGAAGGCCCUGCGGUGGGCGGCAGCGGCUGCCCUUUGGACGGCCCGCCCAUCCCCUCUGGCAGCUGGCCUCGUCCAUGGCAGUGUCUGCCAGGCCAAGGGCCUCAUGGGAACUGAACUCGAGGAAGGGACGGUUUCUUGCUAAGCAAGGUUGAGUUUCAAAUACCCAAACUAGGAAUGCGCCGUGUGUAUCUUUUGAAAUAAAAGUUGUAACAACUGCA